This is a messenger RNA of Thermochaetoides thermophila DSM 1495, 1089 nucleotides long. RefSeq lists its product as uncharacterized. NCBI's taxonomy places the organism in Eukaryota, Fungi, Ascomycota, Sordariomycetes, Sordariales, Chaetomiaceae. The transcript is spliced from 2 exons. The record is from RefSeq and is a predicted model, not a curated record. The coding region runs from base 1 to 1089 and encodes 362 amino acids.
AUGCAUGGAAGGGAUGGAAGAGCCGACAGAGACCGGAGGGGGUCGAGAGGACCAAGGGCUCAGUUCUCGCGGCUGAGGCCUGUCGAACUCGACCCUCUUGCAGAAUUUGGGUUGCCUUCGAAAGGAGAGAAAAGGCUCCUCAACCUGAAAACUCAGGAAACAUAUUACAGCAGAAUAGUUGAGCGCUAUCUCUCCUUUUGCACCGACGCAGGAGACCGUGAUGAACUUCGAAAGCAAUUUGCUUCGUUGAGUCUCGCUGACUCCCCUCCUUCGGUCCCAUCGGUACCUGCAAUCCCAUCUCAUCGUCAACAGUCCUCUCUAUUGUCACAGGACUCACUGGUGACUCCGGGAACCGACUCCACAAGCUAUUCCUCUUCUCAUAUUCCUGUCCCGAAGGACCCAAAAGCCAACCUCUCCCAAAUCCUUUCCGCCCUGCGCAAGCUCCGCGAAGCUCUAGUCGCUACCCGUCGCCACGAUGCAUUCGCAGCUCAAGUUUUCCUCUUCGCAGCUCGCGUCGGCGUGCUCGUCGGCUCUUAUGAAACGUAUCUCCCGGCUCUCCUAUACCUAUUGCGAAGGCUGAGCCACUACACAAUUCCCGACACGCGCGACAAAGCUUCGUUGCUCACGACCGCCGAGCUCCGUGAAUGCGCUACCUAUCUCGUCCUCGACGCCGCCUGCCGCAGGGACGAUCUUGCCGAAGCUUAUGCGUUGCGACACACUUACCGCUCGGCACUUCGUUUUCCCUCCGAAGUUUCUCCCGCCAAAGUUAUUGGAUUUGACAGACACGACGCCCUUGACGCUGUGCUGCAUGCCCUAACCCACGACAACUGGAUUUUAUUUCGGCGGGUAAAGCUCUCUGUGGAUGGGCCACGCGCAAGGCUGAUGGAGUUCGCUGAGGCGCGGAUGCGGUCACACACGCUCAAGGCGUUCGGCCGGGCAUAUCUCAACUUGCCUCUCAACGUGCUUGAGGAGCAAGUUGGAAAGAAGUGGGAAGAGUUGAGGAGUGAGGACGGUGUUGGAUGGGAGUUAGAAGGGGAGCGGUCCUCGGAGAAUGCCAAAGUGAUUAUUCGAAGUGUCAGAGCUCGCUGA